Sander lucioperca (pikeperch) is the source of this 5348-nucleotide messenger RNA. RefSeq names its product SHC (Src homology 2 domain containing) transforming protein 3 (gene shc3). Gene Ontology annotation, molecular function: receptor tyrosine kinase binding. Bases 755 to 2812 code for a protein of 685 amino acids. The transcript is spliced from 12 exons. Gene Ontology annotation, cellular component: plasma membrane. NCBI's taxonomy places the organism in Eukaryota, Metazoa, Chordata, Actinopteri, Perciformes, Percidae. Gene Ontology annotation, biological process: cell surface receptor protein tyrosine kinase signaling pathway; intracellular signal transduction. The record is from RefSeq and is a predicted model, not a curated record.
AGUAAUUUUACGAAGUUAAAUAUUCAAGCAACCUCUCAUUCUUAAUUUCCUUUUCUCGGAAAAACAAAUGGGAAGGAAAUAAUUACAGAGAAUAAAUAUCAGACUGGGGAAUUUAAAAAUUGAUUGCUUCUAGUGUGCUGUAAGUGGGAGUUUUUUUUUUCUCUCUCUCUCCCUCCAACAGGAAGUGAUUUGCAGUGUUCAGCAAGCCUUUUGUUGAGAAGGUUUCCUCAGAUCAGUGAGUCAUGCUUUAGCUCUGAGCCGGCAGGCAGGCAGCAGUCAGUAGAGAGUAUUUGCUCUUCCCUCGCAGUAUCCGUGAUCAUCGACAACAUAGACCUUUUUCUCGUACUUUUUUGAUUUUUAAGGCUAGAAAUCAGCAGCAGCCUCAUCACCACUGGAAACCAAACAAGCUGCACCACAACACUGGCAGCCUUUUAGAGACCUUUUUCCUCACCAUCCUCUUCUUCCUCUGCCCCAAUGCUGUGUUUCCAUGGAUUGUGUCUGUAUAUUUCCCUCUGACGGAUUGGAUUGCAGCUCUGGAUUUGACUAAGAGCAGAUUGGACUUUGGCGACAGCAGCGGCAGCAGCAGCUCAACACAACCACCACUGUAACCUCAAUAGAGAAAAUUACAGUCAGGUGGCCUGUGAUUGCUUAAAGGCGUUUGCUGCCUGUACUGCUGCUGCUAUGUUACAGGAGAGGGUAAUCAGCACUGCUCAGCCACAUCUGCCAGCACACUUGUGAAAGAGGCAAGCUGUGCAUGUCGGUUGGUGGAGAGAGCAAGAGAGAGAAGGGUAUGCUUCACCGUACCAAAUACAACCGCUUCAGGAAUGAGUCAGUAACAUCCGUCGAUGAGCUUCUCCACGGCCUGUCCAUGAACCCCAAGGUCUCGGCCACCCCCCAGUCUGCAGCCGAGACAUCUUACACACCCCCAACUGAGGUCCAGCCCUCCUCCACCACCACUGCUUCCAGCACCCCCACCAGCCACGGCUCUGAUCACCUGGAAGAUGGAGGCACCACCCUCUGUACCCUCAUCAACAAGGUGUCCAGCCUGAAAUUCAGCAACUCAGGCAGCUUGCUGGGCAUCAAGGGUCUGCCCUCGGCUGUCAAGGACCUGGCUGUGUCUAAGCUGCAGGGGGGUGGGGGAUCGGGCUCAGGCUGCUCCAGUGGCCCGAACCCCAGUGCGCCGACAGCAGCGGCAGCAGCCUCUGGUGUGGGCAGCUCUCUGUGCAGCUCGGCCUCCCAUUCAACCCCCUGCUCGCAGCUAGAGCCAGCCGUCAGCAUGAGCAAGAAGAGCAGGCUGGAUGAGCUCCAGCUCGGCGGAGAGGACUGGCAUCCAGGUGGAGGUGGUGGACUGGUGAGCAAACCCUCCAGAGGAUGGCUGCACUCGAGCGAGAAGAUCUCUGGUCCAGGAGUGACAUACAUUGUGAAGUAUCUGGGCUGUAUAGAAGUCCUUCGGUCGAUGAGGUCCCUGGAUUUCACCACAAGAUCACAAAUAACAAGGGAAGCCAUCAGCCUGGUGUGUGAGGCUGUUCCAGGGACCAAAGGAGCUCUGCGGAAGAGAAAGCCACCAUCUAAAGCUCUGUCCAGUAUCCUGGGGAAGAGCAACCUGCAGUUUGCUGGCAUGUCCAUCAACCUAAAUAUCUCCACCAGUAGCCUCAACCUGAUGGCCCCUGACUGCAAACAGAUCAUAGCCAACCAUCACAUGCAGUCCAUCUCCUUUGCUUCAGGUGGAGACCCCGACACAACCGAUUAUGUUGCCUAUGUAGCAAAGGACCCCGUUAACAGAAGAGCAUGCCACAUCCUGGAGUGCUCUGACGGGCUGGCCCAGGAUGUCAUCAGCACCAUCGGCCAGGCCUUUGACCUUCGCUUCCAGCUGUACCUGCAGUGUCCCUCAAGCAAAUUAUCCUCCACACAUGACAGGGUAUUAAACAUGGAGGAGUUACCAUGGACAGAGGAAGAGGAGGAGUCAGCAGAACAUCCUUACUAUAACAACAUCCCCGGCAAGAUGCCACCCCCUGGAGGCUUCAUCGACACCAGGCUGACCAAUCAGAAUGUAGCGCCAGAUGGAUGCCAGAUGGGCCCAGUUUCAGUCGAUCAGACAUAUUACCAAGGGCGGCACUGUGGAGAAAACUGGGGAGAUGAAAGAAAGCCCAUAUUCAUACAACAGGGAUCAUUUGAUAUAAACAGUCUGCCCGAGAGUAAAGGUCAGGCACCGAAAACAGGAGAGAUGCCUGCUUAUGUGAACACUCAGCAAAUUGACGCCCAGGUGCUCGCAGCGCUCCAGGCCGAGGCGGAAAAUGUGACGAAGGGCAUGGCAGCUGCAGCCAAAGAGAGCCCACAGAAGGACCUGUUUGACAUGAAGCCCUUCGAGGAUGCCAUUCAGUCGCAGUCCCAUCCGCCGACCCAGGGGCAAGCCCAGUCCCAGGUCUCCAGUCUUCAGAAGGAAGCAUCCGUGGACAACUCGAGCCCUCUUCUUGUUCGCUCGGUGGCCUUCCGAGCACAGGAGGAGCUGGAGGGCCAGACGUGGUACCAUGGCAAAAUGAGCCGCCGCGACGCUGAAAAACUGCUGAAAGAAGACGGGGACUUCCUGGUUCGUAAGAGCACUACCAACCCAGGGUCCUACGUACUGACAGGCAUGCACAAUGGACUUGCCAAACACCUACUGCUGGUGGACCCUGAGGGCACGGUACGGACAAAAGAUCAUAUAUUUGACAGCAUUAGCCAUCUUAUUGGCCAUCACCGUGACAACAAUCUGCCGAUUGUGUCAGCUGGGAGUGAACUGUGUCUCUUACAGCCUGUUGGAAGGAAACAGUGAUGCUUGCAAUGCAUGGUGGGAAAUGGGAAGCUCUGAACAGUCUCUCCUACCAUCCUGAAACUUGAAGAUGAAACAUGAAGAGAAGAUGCUUGAAGGCUCUAUGGGCUGACAGUGUUUUUGGGAAAUUGGCCCACGGUUACAUUACUGGAGGCACUGGAAGAAGCAAGAUUUGAAGAAAAAAAAAGAUUUAUAGAACUGUUAUUAUUUUGUUCUGAUGACUGAAAUGCUAUAUUUUUGAGAAGACAUAGGUGCAUUUGGAGAUAAUAUCUUGAUUUGGUGUUUUAAAAGAUAAAAAAGACAAUUGUUCUUGUAGUUUAGAUGAAGUGCAAAUCAAGCCUCAAAGAGGUGUUAACAAGAGUAUUUUAGAAUAAAAACCGCAAAUUUUAGUUUUGUCUGUCAAGCACAACCACAUUUCUCGUUCAGGAAACGUUGGCUAAGAGGUCGAGGAAACAAAAAACAGUUUGGACAACAAAUGCUGUUUAUAAUUAUUUAAAAUGUCCUUUCAUCUCACCUAGCGUGACAGCUCACUCAAUUAGUCACUAUAUGAAAUCUGCUUUUAUUGGGGAUUAGAACUGAAUGUGUUUUGCUUUGCAGUAGUCACAAAGUGUUGGGGUGCAAACAGACAUCCUUCAUAGUGCUGUCAAUGGCUUUAAAGAAACUUUUUAUGAAGUAUUUUCUCGUGUCACUGCAGUCGCAUGACUUAAAAUCAACUGUUCUUGUGGACAUUGUUCGUAGACCUUGAUACCCCUUUAUUUGAAAGAGGUGCUUGUGUAUGCUGACACUGUAAAAAGUAUUUAUGCUUUUCAACCAGUAAUUAUUUCUGAAUUGGUUUUCUCUGAAUUCUUCUUUUUUAGGUGUGUAGUCAAUGAUUAGUUUUGGGGCUUGAGUCAUGCAAUGGAUGUUUUCACAUUCUUAAUUUUAGCAUUUGUUUUGGGUGAACUUUUAAAAGUUAUUGUUAUUAUUUGAAUGACCACAAAUAAAUAGCACAAUCAGAAAGUUUGAUCACUUAGAUCAUCUGUGUCAGUUGUACCAAGACGAAUUACCAAGAUGUAAUUCACCCUUUCUUCUCAAGAGACUGAAUUAGACAAACACACAGUGUGCACUCAAUACAGAAUGUUUAAUAUUAGAUGACCUUCACUUAUUGAUGUUCAACAAAAAUAUUAUAUUUCUGUGGAUAUUUUAUGGCAAGACUACUGUAUUGCCACUAGAUGUCAUCACAGAAAUACUGGUUUACCCCUGUCAGUCACACUCACCUUAAUUCUCUCGUGUUAUUAGUAGCAAAGGAUGCAGGCUGUGUAUUGCUUUACAUACUACAGUACAGGGGGGGAAACCAUUGUUGCUUGACGGGUCAGAGGUCAUUUGCAUUUCCACUGUACACAAUCAUUCCUCAGAGCAGUUUACUGCAUUUCGUGUUAUACAGACUGUUGUUUGUAGAGAGGGAAUCAAACAAUUGAAAUGGCUAGUAGAAAUAGUACACAGCAGUUCUAGCUACAUACUUUUAAAAUGCUCUCAUCUUUACUAUUGUCAGUACUCUGAUGGAUACCAAAUGAUUGGGGCAUUGUAUUUGAUAUGCACUGGACCACUUCAGUUGAACGAAAAUCAGCAUGUGUUCAAUGAGUUUGACAAGACAGAUGCAAUGUAAUAUAAUGUGCCUGUAUUUUGCUGCAAGAGGGAGUGUACAGUACAUGCAUCUCACAACAACACAUAUGUUUAGCAAAGAACAGUAUUGGGAUCAAAAUGGAAAAAUAUCCACCACCAGAUUACUUUUGGUUUAAGCCGACUUGAUUCCUUGUGUCCCUUUGAGCAGAAGAACAUACUGGCAUUUUUGAGAGAAUGCUGAGAAGAAAAUGGCACAAAGAAUCAUUGAGUUUUUUUUUUUUUUUUUUUUGUUUUGUUUUACAACAAUCCAUCAUUACCUUUAAUUCCACUUCUUUGUGACAUAAUUUCAUCAAAUCUAAUAUCUUGGGAGAAGGAAUAAUGCGCUAAAUUAAAAAAAGCAGUAUUCUAAUGUAAAGGAUUCUUUUGUGAUUAGUCUUUAUUUCUGAAAAGCAAAUUUGUAGAAUCACCUUUGACAAAUGUGCAAAGGUUUUGAACAAAGCAUAUACAUAUAAAGCAGGAACAACUCCAUACUUGAAACUCUCCGAUAACGUGAUGAUUAGCUGUGUGGCAUAAAGAAAUUAUACAACCAAACACGCUGGGACACAGAAAGAACAUGGCUUCUUUCCAGAUUUCUGUUGAUGAAAAUGUGCCUUUUAUUUGUACAAAUGGUAUUUUUAUUUCUCUUUUCUCUCUCUCUUCAAAGUGCAAUAGCUGAUCUUCAAUGGGGCAUGCCUGUUCACUAGAGGUUGUGUUUUGCCCUGCUGCGUGUUGCUGCUUGAGACUACUGUUUUCUCUAUCUGUCUCUCUCCCUCCCUCCCUCUCUAUUAUAUAUUAUAAAUGUAUCAUUUCCAGAUUCUAAAUAUAAAUCUUCGUCAGAGGGAAUCACACAAAAACUCACUAUUUUGGAACAGGUAAAGUAAAAAAAAAAAAAAAAAAA